AAGAAGAGGAGGAUGAGCAUGAGGACGUGAGAGUUGAUAGUGCUGCCGACCAUGUCAUGUCUCUAUGUCCGAGCAUGGGUCCCUGACCGAUGGCCAUCUUGAUACGGAUAUCGAGGAUGCUGAUAACGAGUUUGAGGAUGGUGGAGAGGGUGGUGGUGGUGUUCAACCGACCCAGGACCGCUGAAAGGAUGCUGGAUAUGGAAGCGGAGAGAGAGGAUAUGGAGGAAGGAAGAGGAGGAGAGGAGGAGGAGGAGGAGGAGGAGGAGGAUGCGGUGCUGCUAGGCACUGAGAAGAGGGAGGAUAUGGAGGAGGAGGAGGAGGAGAGGGAGGAGGAUGGGGAGAGGGAGGCUGAUGAUGAGGUGAUGCUAGGCAGCGUGGCUGGGGAUGCGUUCCUCCAAACAGGCAGCCAUCCAGGGAGUCAUGUGGAUGAGGAGCUUGGUGCUGGUAGCGAGGAGGGCAGUAUGGAGGAUGGCGAGAGAGAUGAGAUCGAGGAGGAAGAGGUGGAGGAGGAGGAGGGUCGGAGUGAGAAGGGUUUGAAGCACCAUUCGGAUGGCUUGGAUGUUGGAGAGGAAGAGCAGAGGGAGCAUGAGGGAGGGUGGGGAGGAGGAUGGGGAGGAGGAGGAGGAGGAGCACGAGGAGAGGAUGAGGUGGAGGAAGGUUAUGAGGAGGAGGAGGAUGGGGAGAAGAGGAAGGAGAUUGAGCGGUGGAUUGAGGUGGCAGAGAGGGAGCUGGCGCAGCAGAGCCCGGGGGCUGGCAGCAGGCGCAGUGGCAGCGGGGUGAGCAGCAUUGACCUGAGCUUUGAGGUUGAUAUCAGCAGGAGUAGGAGUAGGAGCAGGAGCACAUGGGAGGAGCAGAAGCAGGAGCAGAAGCAACCACAGCAGCAGAGCAAGAAGCAAGCAUUCACAGCAGCAGGAGCGGGAGCAGGAGGAGGAGCAGGAGCAGGGGCAGGGGCAGCAGUAGAAUCACGAGCAGCAGAAGUGGGAGUGGGAAAAGGGAGAGUGUGGCAGAUAGUGCAACGAGGGGGGAGGAGGAGUGUGGACGGGAGUGUGAAAUCAAGUGAGAAAGCAAGUGAGAGCGAGAGAGGAAGUGCCAGCAAGAGUGUGAGUGGUAGUUGGAGCGAUGGGACGAGCAAGCACAGUGCUACAGGCAGUGCUACAGGCAGUGCUACAGAUAGUGCUAAGGGAUCCGAGACUCAGAGUGGCAGUGAGCGGAGUAAGUGUGAGUGAGCAUGGUAGUGGGCAUGGGAGUGUGCAUGGAAGCAAACAUGGGAGUGGCGUGUUGAGUGGAUCACAUAGUGUAAAUGAGAGCGGCGUGCUCAGUGGG
Molecule: messenger RNA, 1323 nt
Organism: Closterium sp. NIES-67
Lineage: Eukaryota; Viridiplantae; Streptophyta; Zygnematophyceae; Desmidiales; Closteriaceae
Source: the annotation of a GenBank genome assembly